AUGGCGGACUCAAAAGGCAGGAAGCAAGCUACCCUGGGGUAUGUUCGAGAUUCCCAGUUGAAACUUGGGAGGUUCUUUGGUUCAAAUUCAGACUCCUCGAAGUCCCCCAAGAAGCAAACUACGCUGUCUUUCUCAAACAAGAAGAGCAAAGCUACGAAAGAUACGACUGAAUCAGAAACGGCGCAAGAUUCUACACCUGCCAAUGAACGUGGAGCUAAUGGAAGCGCUAACGGUGGCGUUGACACUGUGGACUCUGCCGCCGAGCCAAAGUCAGGGGCUGUCAAGGCAGACAAGACGGGCGAUCUAAACAACUUGAAGAGAGAGAAUAGCAGUGAAGAUGAGGACAGCGAUGUUCAGCCAGCGAAUAAGCGCCGCCGAAAGGCCUCACGAGGGGACGAAGCAGUUGCCGCCCCGAAGAGAAAACCCGCGACACCUAAGAGUCCCAAGAAGAGAUCACAACCUAAGGAGCCGUCACCACCACCGGCCGCCAUUGCGAAGGCAUCGGGAGAGAAAACGCCGGAGAAGGAUGCCUCGGAAAAGGAAGAAGGAGAAGAAGAGGCGCAAUCUGCUAGUGAGGAUGAAGAAGAUGAGAAGCCCGAGGUGAAGAAGAAAAAGAUCGAGAAGGCUCAAGCAACAUUGAAGGCCAGCGGAACCGAGCCUUAUCCCGACUGGAAAGCAGGCGAUCCGGUUCCUUACGCCGCACUCUGCACCACCUUCUCCCUCAUCGAGAUGACUACGAAGCGACUAGUGAUCCUGGCCCAUUGUUCGCUUUUCCUUCGCCAAGUACUGCGCUUGACUCCUCAAGAUUUGCUCCCCACUGUUCAGCUCAUGAUCAAUAAGUUGGCUGCAGAUUACGCUGGAAUUGAGCUUGGAAUCGGCGAGUCGCUCAUCAUGAAGGCAAUUGGUGAGAGUACCGGACGUAGUCUGGCUGUGAUCAAGACGGAUCAACACGAGAUCGGUGACCUUGGCUUGGUGGCUGCUAAGAGUCGGGGCGACCAGCCUACUAUGUUCAAGCCAAAACCUCUGACUGUUCGAGGAGUGCAUGAAGGCCUUCUCGCCAUUGCUAAGGUCCAGGGUCAUGGUUCUCAGGACAAGAAGAUCUCGGGAAUCAAAAAGCUCCUCUCAGCUGCUGACGCAGCAACCGCGGGUAAAGGCAGCAAAGGCAUUGAUAUUACCAAGGACAAGGGUGGUCCCAGCGAAGCCAAAUACAUUGUUCGAUUUCUGGAAGGAAAGUUGAGACUUGGGCUGGCGGAAAAGACUGUGCUCGUUGCCCUUGCUCAAGCUGUAGUCGCACAUGAGGCCGCUUUGGAAGGUCAAAAGACUCCGUCUGCCGAGAAGUUGACAGAAGGCGAGGCGAUCUUGAAGACCGUUUACAGCGAACUACCGGCGUAUGAAAAGAUUAUUCCGGCCAUCCUUGAGCAUGGUCUGCCCAACCUGCCCAAGGUCUGCAAGCUGCAGCCGGGUAUUCCCCUCAAGCCCAUGCUUGCCAAGCCGACCAAGUCUAUUACGGAAGUGCUUGACCGGUUUGAAGGGAAAGAGUUCACCUGCGAGUACAAGUACGAUGGCGAAAGAGCACAGAUCCAUUACGUCGCCCCUGACUCGAUCCACCAAUAUCCGGGUGCGACGGCCACCUUGAAGAAGGACAGUAAAGGCCUGAGCGCCAUCUUCUCUCGGAAUUCCGAAGACCUAUCGAAGAAAUACCCUGAUGUUCUAGCCAAGCUCGAUGGGUGGAUCAAGGAUGGUGUGAAGAGUUUUGUACUAGACUGUGAGACGGUUGCUUGGGACACAGAGACCAAGAAGGUCCUGCCAUUCCAGCAACUCAUGACUCGCAAGAGGAAGGAUGUCAAAGCGGAAGAUGUCAAGGUCAAAGUCUGCAUCUUCGCCUUCGACCUUUUGUUCUUGAACGGAGAGCCUACGGUUAAGAAAAGCCUACGAGAACGCCGUGAACUGAUGCAUGAGUCUUUCCAAGUCACUGAAGGCGAGUUUCAGUUUGCUCAGUACGGCAAUACGAAUGUCGUAGAUGAGAUCCAGACCCUGCUCGAUGAGAGUGUCAAGGCAUCAUGUGAAGGUUUGAUGGUCAAAAUGCUGGACACUGAAGAAAGUGGUUACGAACCAAGCAAACGGAGUCGGAAUUGGUUAAAGGUUAAGAAGGAUUAUCUCAGCGGGGUCGGUGACUCACUCGACCUCGUGGUUUUAGGUGCCUACCAUGGCCGAGGCAAGCGUACUUCAGUAUACGGUGCAUUCCUCCUGGCCGCGUACAAUUCAAGUACCCAGACGUAUGAGACGAUCUGCAACAUUGGCACAGGAUUCUCCGAAGCAAUUCUGGAAGAGUUCUACAAUGAACUCUCCCCACUAACCAUUGACCGGCCCAAGCCUUUCUACUCCCAUUCGACAGUCCCCAAGGACCAGCCGGACGUCUGGUUUGAGCCGCGACUUGUGUGGGAGGUCAAAACUGCGGAUCUGACCCUCAGUCCACGAUAUAAGGCCGCAGCGGAUGAAUUCGUAGGGACGACUGGAGGUGGAAAGGGAGUGUCUCUUCGCUUCCCCCGAUUCAUCAAAUCCCGAGGCGACAAAAAGCCCGAGCAGGCAACAACCACGCGGGCCGUGGCGGAGAUGUACCGCAAACAGGAGGCGGUUCAAAAAGAGAAUGCUGGCAAGGGAGGAGUGGACGAUGAUUUUGAAUACUAA
Molecule: messenger RNA, 2688 nt
Organism: Aspergillus sclerotioniger CBS 115572
Lineage: Eukaryota; Fungi; Ascomycota; Eurotiomycetes; Eurotiales; Aspergillaceae
Product: DNA ligase (ATP) CDC9
Exons: 4
Coding region: 1-2688 (895 amino acids)
Biological process (GO): DNA recombination; lagging strand elongation; DNA biosynthetic process
Cellular component (GO): nucleus; mitochondrion
Molecular function (GO): DNA binding; ATP binding; DNA ligase (ATP) activity
Source: RefSeq, a predicted model, not a curated record